AGCUCAGACUACUACCUACUACAAUAAAUCAAUUAGAAACAUGCACAGUAAAUAUAAAAGAAUGCAGAAAGCCGAGCACUAAAACGGACACAAACAUGGUGACACGUGAGUUCGGUAAGUAAUGACGCAGUAUUUGUUCUUUGCAUUUAAUAUUAAUAUAAAUGAUAAUAUCUAUAAUAUUUACCCUAACUCUUUUCUCUUUCGCCGGAACUCGCCAGAACUUUCACGUCCUUAACGUAACGUUUCGCCAGUGUAUUUGUGCUGCCGCCACAAAUCCGCGAGAAAAAGCGACACAUUAAUUGUAACUGUAGCCUUAAAACAAAAUACUAUACAAUAGCUGCGUUCGGGGAGACACUAUUUGGCGCUAAAAGCGUAUUCUGUUCUUGUUCAAUUUUCAGUAAAUAACAAGGACAUAACACGUUUAUAGCGCCAAAUAGUGUCUCCCCAAAUGCAAAUGUAAGCGUAUGACUGCGAAUCGCCUAUAGUGCAGGGAUGGGGGACAGUGUUGACAGUUCGCUAGAUUUUCUUCGCGGCAAGAGACCUUCUGCGCAUGCGUAGAGUGACGUGGCAGUCACUCCUGCGGUUAUCAUUGGUGGAUGACGUAGCUGACGCAUGCACAAACUCGAGCCUGUGAGAUUUUGUUCCGCACGGGCCAUCACUGGCCUUUAUGGACACUAACCUUGAACCGAAUAAAUACAGAAGCGUUAACUUCGAUUUGCUGGCGUAUUACAAAAUAUUACAAGAAAGUAGGAAAUUAAUAAGGUCUACAUUUGUUAUUUCAUUUUAGCAACGUUGGUAAAAAUAUGAAUAGUGCAGUGGAUAGCAACUGUGCAAGAGGCUCUUACAAGUCCUACUUAAGGAAUGAUCGUGAAGUGCCACAAUCAACACUACGUUCUAGAGCAAUAGCAGUAGUUACUUCUAAUGUAGAUAACGCACAAUGCAGCCAACAAUUGCAAUUAAACGACGUGACAAUGGACAUGGAACAUGAAUAUCCAUACUCCAUUGAUGUACAACAACAGUCACGUUCAUGGAAUAUUCAUGGAAAUAGUGAAUAUAAUGACCUACUAUCUGUAUCAAGUAGAUCCAAUAGUGAUAACGAAGAAAUGUUGAGUAGAGUAUCGUCAAUUCCAAAUAUUCCAAGUGAGGAAGAAUCCAGUAAUAGUUAUGACAAUGAUACACAAGAUGAUGAUAAUUCAUUUCAUGAAGAUAACUAUGAUAAUAGUGAUAACGAUGCGUUUGAGGAUGCAGAAGAUAUCGAGAAAUUUGAAUACAUCCCAGGAGACAACAAUACUCGAGACUCACUUUAUGAAGGUUCUCGUAUAUCAAAAGAAGAAGGAUAUUUAUUACUCUUGCAUUUCACCAUUCGUCAUCAUUUAAGUGACGUAGCAUUAGAACAUCUUAUUGAGUUGAUAGAUUUGUUACUACCUAUUUUUGUAUUCAGAAAAUUGACUUCUUUACAUGAGAAAGGAAUCAUACGGAAUGUAAACGGACAAAAAAUGUGUAUAAAAAUUCAUACAAUUGUAAGCCCUGUAGAUUCUGUUGCAAGGCCAAUUCUUCAAGAAAUUGUACAAUAUAAUGGACGAUAUGGUUGUUCAUUUUGCUUGCAUGAAGGUCAGCAGGUCACAGUGGGAAGAGGAUCAACAAGAGUUUAUCCGGGAGAUGUAGGCAGUAGUAGAACACUACGUCAACAUGAACAAGAUUGUAAAAUAUGUAUGCAGGGUGGCAAGAUUGUGAGAGGUAUCAAAGGACCUUCUAUUCUUAUGCUGUUACCAGUAUUCAAUAUUGUCACUUCGUUUACGCCGGAUUAUCUUCAUAGUAUUUUAUUGGAAGUCGUGAAGACAUUUACUGAGGCAUGGUUUGAUUCUGCUUAUCAUGACAAACCAUGGUAUCUUGGCACCAAGACGACUAUCUUUGAUAGAAAACUAUUAAAGAUAAAGCCGCCAUGUGAAAUAACGCGAACUCCACGGUCAAUUAAUGAGAGAAAAAUGUGGAAAGGUUCUGAAUGGAAACAUUUUCUUCUCUAUUAUCCCAUGAUAUGUAUGCAAAAUGUAAUGCCUACAGCAUAUCUUAAGCAUUGGUUUUAUCUAGUGUUCAGUAUGUAUAUAUUGUUGCAAGAAAAAAUAACAAACAGAUUUUUCUUCAGCUGAAAUUGCUAUACAACGUUUUGUAUUUCAAAUUGAACAGUUAUACGGUAUACAAUUCUAUAAAUUUAAUGUACAUUUAAUGCUUCACAUACCUUCAUCCGUUAAAAGAUUUGGUGCUCUUUGGGCAACAUCCACAUUUCCGUUUGGGGUGUAUAUCAGUUGGACACGGGGCAA
Messenger RNA from Odontomachus brunneus, 2318 nucleotides. RefSeq lists its product as uncharacterized. The transcript has 5 exons. The record is from RefSeq and is a predicted model, not a curated record. Lineage: Eukaryota; Metazoa; Arthropoda; Insecta; Hymenoptera; Formicidae. The coding region runs from base 804 to 2147 and encodes 447 amino acids.